UGAAACCAGUGAAAGCAUCACUCAGGUAGUAGAAAGGGGGCAGAUCCGAGGAGCAGAUAAAACUGGGCUGCUCUCACACACACACACACAUAUAUACACACACACACACACACCGCCUUUUGCUGCCUCCUCGGCUCUUUCCUGGGGGGUAAACCAUGGUGGCUAAAACCAGAAAACAGACCGGGAAGAGUCCAGCGACCCAGGCUGACCGCGACAGGAGCCCGCUUGUUUCUCCCCCCGGUAAAAGUACCGUGAGGCGACCGGGCAGGGAGGGCAAAGCCUUCAGCAGCUCCCACCCGAACGGGCUCUCGGGCAUCGGGCACAAGCUCGGGCUAACUCCCUCCGCGGUCGCCAGGCUGGGAGUCACUCUUCUCCUCGCUGCUCUGACUGGGUAUCUCCACUGGCACCAUCUCUCACAGCUGUUUGAGAAUGACAGACACUUUUCACACUUGUCUAACCUGGAGAAGGAAAUGGCUUUUCGGACAGAAAUGGGUCUGUACUAUUCCUACUACAAGACCAUUAUUGAGGCUCCCUCCUUCCUGGAUGGCCUCCACAUGGUCAUGAACGAUCGGCUGACAGAGUACCCUCUGGUUAUUAACACACUGAAGAGAUUCAAUCUCUAUCCAGAGGUGGUCCUGGCCAGCUGGUACCGGAUGUACACAGGUGUAAUGGGGUACUUUGGGAUUCCCACAAAGAUGUGCUGGUCCAUUAACAGAGGAGAGGGACUCACUCCUGUGGACAGCUGUGAAGGGAUGGGCGACCCGGCGUAUUUCUACGUGACCUGUGUGUUCCUGCUGAACGGCGCGAUGAUGAGCCUGUUCUUCAUUUACGGAGCCUACCUCAGUGGCAGUCGACUGGGCGGCAUUGUUACCACAAUGUGUUUCUUCUUCAAUCACGGCGAGAGCACUCGUGUGAUGUGGACUCCGCCCCUGAGGGAAAGCUUUGCCUACCCCUUCUUAGUCCUGCAGAUGCUCCUUCUCACCUACAUCCUACGGACCCGGAACCCAAGCAGGACAGCCAUGGUUGCUCUUGGCGUCUCCAAUUUGUGCUUCAUGCUGCCUUGGCAGUUCGCCCAGUUCGUGCUGCUCACUCAGGUGGCUUCUCUGUUUGCUUCUUACAUCCUGGGUUACCUCGCUGCCGCCAAGAUGCAGUCCAUCCUGGUCACUCAUAUGAUCACUCUCGGCAUCUGCUUUAUCCUGAUGUUUGGCAACUCCAUGCUGCUCACGUCCUUCUACGCCUCCUCACUCGUCUCCAUCUGGGCAAUCAUUGCAUUGAGGGAUAGAUUUGCUCAAGUCUUCAAACCUGGCAUCAUCACCUGGGUCAUGCAGGGUUUGGCUUGGGUCGGCUCCACAGUUCUGCUCAAAUUCAUGCUGUCCACAGUCCUCUGUGCCUCGGAUGAUGCUCACAUCAGUGGACUCAUAAAGUCUAAGUUCACAAGCUACAAGGACUUCCACACUCUGAUGUACACGUGUGCUGCCGAAUUUGACUUCAUUGAAUUAGAGACUCCCGUACGCUACCUUAAAACAUUGCUGCUGCCCAUCAACAUGCUGGUGGUUGCUCUCAUUGCUUGGAGGACUCUGCAGGAUAUAGUCCGGUUCCUGAGGGACGGAGGGAAGACCGAUGAUGUUGAUGAAGCUGCAGGGUCUGAAAUUGUCGGAAAAGGAGAGCUGGUGUACCACAGUCUGCAGCUGGUGGCGUUUGCUGUCCUGGCCGUGCUCAUCAUGCGUCUGAAGCUCUUCCUGACGCCCCACAUGUGCAUCAUGGCCUCCCUCAUCUGCUCCAAACAGUUGUUUGGCUGGAUCGGGGAGAGGUUUAAACACCAGAUUGGGGUGUUUGCCGUCAUGGCCAUCAUGGCCGUACAGGGAGUGGCCAACCUGCAGGCCCAGUGGGCGAUUAUUGGAGAGUUCAGCAACCUGCCGCAGGAGGAGCUGCUGACCUGGAUCCAGGAGAACGCCCGUCCUGAUUCUGUGUUUGCUGGGGCCAUGCCCACCAUGGCCAGCGUGAAGCUUUCCACAGGUCGGCCCAUCGUCAACCACCCCCACUAUGAAGAUGCUGGUCUGAGGGAGAGAACCAAGCUGGUUUACUCCAUGUACAGCCGCAUGUCUGGAGAAACCGUAAAGAGGAACCUGAUGAAGCUGGGAGUGGACUUCUUUGUCCUGGAGGAUUCUUGGUGCACCAGGCGAACCAGGCCUGGGUGCAGCAUGCCAGAGAUCUGGGACAUUGAGGAUCACCAAAAUAUUGGUAAAAUCCCCCUCUGCACCCACAUGUCCAGGAACUCACGACCCCACUUCACCACAGUCUUUUCCAACGACAUUUACAAAGUCCUCAAAGUCCCCAAAGCUACCAAAGAUCUCAGAUAACAUCGUUGGACGGACUGGUUCUUUCCACCGCUUCUGGUCGGUCACUGCCGUCGCAAACUUUUUACCUUUUACUUCCCUCCCCACUGUUCCACUUUUCUGUGGUAUACUUUUCCCUGAGCGUUGGACUAACAGUAGGUUGGACAAAACAAUUUUGCCUUGAGUCUCUCCACUCUUGGUGCCCUCACUGGUCUCAGUAUUUGUGACUUAAAGAAACUCCCUCUUUCCCACAUAUUGCCAGUCAUCCUUAUUGCUGCAUCUUCGUCAUCCGGCGACGUUCCCAUUACGUUCGGUGCCCAAGUGAAAAAGCCAAAAGGUGUCGCAGCUCUUCUUCUGGUUUGUUGCGUCGGUUCUGUUACAAAUAAUCCUUAUUUUAAGAAACAUUCUCCUCAAAGAGAAGCUGUUCAUACAUCAGUAUUGUUUUUUUUACUGUAUGGAAUUCAUUUUCUUUGCGCUGAAGAAGUACAUUUUGUCUGGCGGGACCAAUCAAUGAUGUCCACAUACUGUGAAGCAAUACCCUUUGCAAACUUGACAAACGCUGACUUCUUCUAUUGUUAUGCACAGUGUAGAUCUCUGAAAAUACUUUUCAGUAGUACACUAUUUUUAUAAUUUAUAUGUGUGAGUAUUUUUGGGGAAAAUUCAGUUUUUGUGUUCAAAAUCUUUUUGAUAGACAUCAUUCAGCCUUUGCGUCAAGGUGAAAUUUACUUAGUGACUCAGCUUUCAUUCUUAAUUCAGUUAUAACCCGGGGGGAAAAAGUGUUUAUUUAGGGCAAAUCAUAAGAAGUAUAUAGGGGUGCAACAGAUCACAAAACUCACAGUUGGAUCAGAUCGCGUUUUUGUCACGGAUCGGACUAUUUUUUUGGAUCAGACUACGACUGCUAUGCUGCUUUUGCUCCGAUAUAUCCGCUAGGAAUGGGAAUUGAUGAGAUGCUAUUAAUACCAAUACCAUUAUCAAUUCUGCUCAUUAGUCCAGUUCUUUGUCGAAUUGUAACUUUGUUGAAAGUACACAGGUUUUCAAAGUAAACGCAACUAUUUUAUUAUCUCUUAUAGAGUCUGAACACUGUAGAAACUGAGUAAAGUUUAUUCAUGAAAUGAAGCAAAGCCUAGGACCAUUUCUUCCUCACCGCCAUGACUCCUCCUUGUUGUCCCAGCAGCGUAGACACAUGGGUUUGACGUCACCAUUCUGCAACGUGCUGACAUUCAUAAAAGGAAUUGAUCAUCUAUAGAUCAUUUAGAAGCGGUUUUAUACUGGAAGCUGACGGCUGCUGCGUCACAGACGAGCAGAGACUGGAGCUGCUCCGAUGAGCGGAUCUGUGCAUCGAUGGGAAGGCAGCAGAUAUUUCCCAACUUGGAAUAAACAUCACAGUCUUAUUAUCUAGUUUGUUUGGAUCAACUAUGAUCUGUUGCACCACUAAAAAUGAAACAAGUAGAUUGCCUGUACUGUGUCAUGUGACAGCGUUUUUGUAAAUACCCAAACAACUGUUUUGUAAAAUGCCACUGUACAGCCUUUAAAAGGUACUUGUUGUUUCUUGAAUUGUUUAUUGCCAAAGCAAGUCUUGUUAUUAAAGCUGCGUAUUUGGGGUACUGUAGCAAAUGAAAGAUGUGUUUUUUAGUUAUUGAGAACCAUCAGUUUGUGAGUUCUUUAACAGCCAAUCCAAACUAUUUGUAGCAGUGGAUCUUAUGUAAAUGGUAGCAGUCGUUGGUUCCUUCUUUGGGGCCUCAUUAAUGACUGUUUGACAUUUUAGGAAAUGAUUUGCUUGUUCACUUACGUGCUACGAGAAGACUGAUACCACUCUUGUGUCUGUGGAAACAAGAAUCUCCUUCAGAAGGGGACAGUUGAGCUUAUCACUAUCAUCAGCUUGUACUGUCAGUAAGUGUCCUUCACACCAACUGUAGGUCAGUGGCCCCAUAGCUGCAUGUUGUAUUGGCGGUUUCACCUUUUAUCAUCUUUUUAAAUUGCAGUCAGUUUAACUCACAUUCACCAUACUUUAAAAGUUUUUUGUUUCCUCAUAUCAAACCGUUUUAUUUGUUACUGAAGCUUGGUGCCACUUUCAGAAGGGGGGGGGCAGUAAUGGAGCUGCAAAGCUUUACAACACACGUUUUUUUUCCCACAUGGCUCUAUAAAUGAGUCAACAUACAGCAGGUUUGUCUUAUAGUGACAGUUGUUUGUCUUUGAAGGACUAGUUCAACAUUUUGGAAAAAUAAAACACUUAUUCCCGUUUCUGUCCGGAGUUAAAUGUGAAUAUUGAUUCCACUCUCGUGUCUGUACAGUAAAUUUGAAGCAGCAGUCAGCAGGUUAGCUUAGCUUAGCACAAAGAUUCAUAGAGCUGGUCUGGUCAGUUCAAAUAUGUACCUCCCAAGACCUCUACAAGUGUAAAAAUGACAAGUUGUGGUUUUAUAGGACGUUAUGUGCUGGACCGUUUUUUGACCGAAGGUAGCAAUCUCCGCUGGUUGCCUGGUAACCUUGCAGUGACAUGAAGAUGGCAACAAGUUAAUGUUCUUGUCAAGAAACAGUCAGGCACAUAACGUCCUGUAAAACCUUGAUUACUCAUUUUUUACUUUAGUUUUUGUACAGAUUAAACAAAUGAGAAAUGAGCAGUCAAAUGAUUCACUUUAGAGGUGCUGGUAGGUAGAUUUUGUUUGAUUUUUGUCCCAAAAUGUCGUCCUAUAAGAGGCAGGAGUCGCCAUGUUGGAGGACCGGCAACACAAACGAACAUCAUCACUUCUUCCUCCUACGAGAGUGCCAGUCUAGGCCACUGCUGCACAAACAUUUGGCUGUUAAUGGGUUUUCUGUUGCAUGUUUACUCCUCCAACAUGAUGACAUAUGUUUCACAAUCAUUAGUAACUUCUCAAAUAUUCUGUGAUGGUUUUGUUUCUAUAAAGGCUUCAAGUUUCUCUCAGCUUUAAUGUUUUUCUCGUGUAUGAAGUUGUAACAGGUUGAAAUCAUUACGGUACAACACACCUCAGUGCUGCUGAUUUCAUUGAUCGGGCACCGGAAAGAACAAAUAUUAAAGAAAGAUUAGUGAGAUGACACUUUUAAAGGAAAACAAAACAUACGUUCACAAUUCAAAAACUCCUACUGUGGUGAGAUUAAAUGUGCCAGAGCGAGCGGUUGAACAAAUCAUACGGUGCACAUUUAAUCUGUGACAUUCUGUCCGUCUGAUUUCAGAGCUGUUUGUUUGUGUACUAUUUGUACAAAGACUGAGGUUUCGCGGUGUAGAAGUGAUCUUGUAAGUCAAGUGCCCGUUUUUAAGGAGUGGGUUGAUUGUCACACUUCCUGAAACACUUUGACGUAAAUAGUUUAUUCCUGUCGCAGGCGUUGGUGUGUUUCAGAUGUCUUUUAUAAUAUUUGUCUAUUUUGUCUGUAUUUAAAAAAAAUAAAGUAUUUGCCAUCAGCA
Molecule: messenger RNA, 5754 nt
Organism: Dicentrarchus labrax (European seabass)
Lineage: Eukaryota; Metazoa; Chordata; Actinopteri; Moronidae
Gene: dpy19l1l
Product: dpy-19-like 1, like (H. sapiens)
Exons: 22
Coding region: 156-2360 (734 amino acids)
Cellular component (GO): nuclear inner membrane
Molecular function (GO): mannosyltransferase activity
Source: RefSeq, a predicted model, not a curated record